AUGUCGGAAGUGGGUGUUUAUCCUUCUAAUGAAGUUAACGCUUUUGCUACGGGUCCGGCGGGUAAUACUUUAAUUGCCUUUUCUAGUGGUUUAGUUAAUAUCAUGAGCAUUGAAGAAAUUCGGGGAGUAGUCGGGCAUGAAUUAUCUCAUCUCAUUCAUUAUGAUUUAAAGAGGAUUUUACUAGUUCAAGCAGCUGGCAGACAUCCGGGAUUGGUAAUCUCCAACGACGAACAAAACAAAUUCAGCCCUUUAAUUACUAUCUUACCCUUAACUAGUCAAGUAGAUAAGAUUUAUCCGUUCCAAGUAUUCAGUGAAAUAAAAGUGCAGAAAUUUGACGGUAAAUUAGGAGAAAUAGAUAUGGAAAUGAUGGAGCAAAUUGAACGAGCUUUACACUUAACUUUGGCUUUAAAGACAUUAAGUCCUGAAUAA
Ambispora gerdemannii is the source of this 429-nucleotide messenger RNA. Lineage: Eukaryota; Fungi; Glomeromycota; Glomeromycetes; Archaeosporales; Ambisporaceae. The record is from the annotation of a GenBank genome assembly.